AGUCCAGUCCUUAGCCCUGGUCCUGACUACCUCUUUGCUGGAUUGGCCUUUGCUGUGUUUUUCUGUUUUUCGUCCACUUCAGAACUAUCCCGCUUGUUAUUGUUCGUUUGGUCCUGACACUAUCCUGUUAUUUUUAUAUUCAGAAAAGCGCAGUAAAAGCUAAAUUAUAAGACACUCAUGAUGUCUUUACCUUUCUAUCAAAGACACCAUGAGCAUUAUGACCGUGCAUACCGCCACAAAGCACUGCAGUCCACUGUAAGCCAGUACCAAAAGGAAGCAAAAAGCAAAUCUGCUGUCUAUGCUCAAGGAUCUACGGCUUACAGUAGAGGCUCUGCUGCCUAUCGCCAUGCAUCUGCAGCAGACUACAGCCUUGAGUCUUCAGCAGCGUAUAGUCAUGACUCUUCAGCCCAUGCCCUUGAGUCGGCAGCCUACAGCUAUGGAUCUACAGCCUAUGACCAUCUCUCUACCGCACAGAGCAAACGAUCUGCUGCCUACAGUCUUGACUCUGAAUCUCUCAGUAAGAGCUCAGCUGCCUAUAGUCAUGGAUCUGAAUCAGUCAAUAAGCUGGCUGCAGCCUAUAGACUGGGAGCUGAAGCCUACAGUCUUGGACUGAAAGAUUCCAAUAUAAUGAUUGAAGAUCAGUCCUAUAAGAUGAGUCCCAAAGCAAAGAGAGCAAAACAGAGUUUGGUCUCUGAGGACAAAGAGAACAAAGCCAUGGACUACUCAGUGCCUAUAUUCACAGGACAUGAAGUGAGUAUCAGUGGGAUCACAGACACAGAAGAAGAAAGAAUCAAAGAAAGUGCUGCAUAUAUUGCCAGAAGGAAUCUUUUGGCUAAAGGUGAAGGAGUUAGUGUGAGCAAAGUGGCCACAUCAGCUUCUCAAGAAGAACAUCAUGAAAAAAAAUCAAGGAAAGUAGCAAUCCGUGAAUCUGCUGAACGUGUGGCCUUGAAGAAAACGCUAGAAGAUACUCAGGCAUUCCACAAAAAGUUGAAUCAAGAUAAACUUUUACAUGCUCCUGAGUUUGUUAUCAAGCCUCGUUCUCACACUGUCUGGGAAAAGCAAAAUGUCAAAUUUCAUUGCACCGUGGCUGGCUGGCCUGAACCCCAUGUUACAUGGUACAAAAACAAUGUGCCCAUCAACGUACAAACUCCCCCUGGCAAGUAUGUCAUUGAAAAUCGAUAUGGGCUGCACUCACUGGAAAUUAGCACAUGUGAUUUUGAAGACACUGCUCAGUAUCAUGCUUCUGCUAUGAAUGUUAAAGGAGAAAUUUCGGCUUAUGCGUCCCUUGUGGUAAAGAGGUACAAAGGAGAAAUUGAUGCAGGUCUUUUCCAUGCUGGAACUGUUUCUAUGCCUCUGAGCUUUGGUGUUACCCCACAUGGGUAUGCUUCCAGAUUUGAAAUCAGUUUUGUUGACAAGUUUGAUGUUGCCUUUGGGAGAGAAGGCGAGACAAUGAGUCUGGGUUGCACAGUUGUCAUCAGUCCUGACAUCAAGCGCUUCAAACCAGACAUCGAAUGGUACAGAAAUGGUGUUCUUAUUACACCAUCCAAAUGGGUCCAGAUGCAUUGGAGCGGGGAGCGAGCUUCAUUAACACUGACUCAUGCAAACAAGGAGGAUGAAGGUCUUUACACUCUGCGUGUGGUGAUGGGAGACUACUAUGAAGAGUAUAGUGCUUAUGUCUUUGUUCGAGAUGCUGAUGCUGAAAUCCCAGGUGCCCCUGGAGCACCGCUGGAUGUGCAGUGCUUAGAUGCCAACAAAGAUUAUGUCAUUGUUUCCUGGAAGCAGCCAGCUGUUGAUGGAGGAAACUCCAUCCUUGGAUAUUUCAUUGAUAGAUGUGAGGUUGGCACCACCCACUGGACCCAGUGCAAUGAGACACCAGUGAAGUUUGCUCGUUUUCCUGUCACUGGCCUGAUUGAAGGCCGCUCCUAUAUUUUCCGAGUCCGAGCUGUGAACAAAGCUGGCAUUAGCCUACCAUCCCGGGUGUCAGAGCCCGUGGCUGCACUAGAUCCUGCUGACAGAGCGAGGCUUAGAAGUCACCCUUCGGCUCCCUGGACUGGACAGAUUAUUGUCACUGAAGAAGAACCUGCAGAGGGUGUUGUUCCUGGUCCACCUACAGACCUCCAAGUUAUUGAAGCCACCAAGAACUAUGUUGUGCUUAGCUGGAAACCUCCUGGACAGCGGGGACAUGAGGGUAUUAUGUACUUUGUGGAAAAGUGUAUUGCUGGCACAGAGAACUGGCAAAGAGUGAACACAGAGAUCCCUGUCAAGUCUCCUCGCUUUGCAGUUUUUGAUUUGGCUGAAGGCAAAUCCUACUGCUUCCGAGUUCGCUGUUGCAAUUCAGCUGGAAUUGGUGAGCCUUCAGAAGCAACUGAAGCUACUGUGGUGGAUGACAAACUUGAUAUUCCUAAAGCUCCUGGUCGUAUUAUGCCAACUAGGAAUACAGAUACCUCAGUUGUUGUCACUUGGACAGAACCUCCAGAUGCCAAGGAACUGGUGGGGUAUUACAUUGAGUCAAGUGUGGUUGGAUCUGGUUGUUGGGAACCAUGCAACAAUAAUCCAGUGAAAGGCACAAGAUUCAUUUGCCAUGGGCUCGUCACUGGUGAGAAGUACAUUUUCAGAGUGAGGGCUGUUAAUGCAGCUGGACUCAGUGAAUUUUCAAAGGAAUCAGAGCCUAUAGAAGUGCAAGCAGCUAUUGGGGGAGGAUUGCUUCAUGGUGUGUGUCCUGAACUGAGUGGUAAAGCUGAUGGACUAACAGACUGCACUACCAGUUGGGAAGGCAUGCAUGAGUCCUUCCAGCCUAUCUUUGACACAGAUGCUUUGCUAAAAUGCAAUGCUAAAUUUAAUAGAGACACACUUCCCAGUAGUUCUGACAAGCUGGGGAACACAGGAGACAAUUACAUGAGAGAAAUGGUUAAGGAUGCUACUACAUCUGCACCACAAAAAGUUACUGCUAAGCAGGCAAGUAAGUCUCGACCCGGGGAUCCUUUGACAUUGGAAAAGGUGAAAGAGAAGAAAGAUAUAGCUGCUCCAUCUCCACCUUAUGACAUAAUGGUACUAGAGAGUGUUCGUGACUCAAUGGUAUUGGGAUGGAAACAACCUAAAGUCACUGGUGGUACUGAAAUUACUGGCUACUAUGUGAACUAUCGUGAAGUAAUUGGUGGAGUUCCUGGGAAAUGGAUGGAGGCCAACAUUAAGCCCGUUAGUGAGAGGGCAUAUAGGAUUCAAAAUCUGAAGGAAAAUAUGGUAUACCAGUUCCAAGUUGCUGCUGCUAACCUGGCUGGGGUUGGGACACCCUCCCUACCCAGUAAACCCUUCAAAUGUGAAGAAUGGACCAUUGCUGUACCAGGGCCACCCCAUGAUCUCUCAUGCAUAGAAAUUAGAAAAGACUCUUUGGUUUUAUUGUGGAAGGAACCAGUUUAUACUGGUCGUAGUCCUAUAGCUGGUUAUUAUGUUGAUAUAAAAGAAACUGAAGCAACAGAGGAACAUUGGAGAAGUGUCAAUGAGAAGCCACUUCAAAAGAGAUUCUUGAAGAUAGGUGGCCUCAAAGAAGGUGUGAGCUAUGUGUUCCGUGUGCGGGCAACAAACCAGGCUGGUGUUGGGAAACCGUCAGAUAUCACUGAUCCUGUUGUAGCUGAAACACGACCAGGAACUAAAGAAAUGGUGGUUGAUGUAGAUGAUAAUGGAGUCAUUUCCUUGAACUUUGAAUGUGAUCAGAUGUCUCCAAACUCUAAGUUUGUUUGGUCCAAGAAUUAUGAACCAAUUGAGGAUGACUCUCGACUGGACAUUGAUACAAAAGGCGGAAAGUCAAAAGCUACCUUUAAGGAUCUUGGAGAAGACGAUUUGGGAAUUUAUUCUUGUAUUGUUACAGACACUGAUGGAGUUUCAUCAAGCUACACGAUUGAUGAAGAAGAAAUGAAACGUCUGCUUGCUCUGAGCCACGAACGUAAAUUCCCAACUAUCCCACUUGUAUCUGAAUUGGCGGUGGAAAUUUUGGAAAAAGGAGAAGUGAGAUUUUGGUUGCAAGCCGAAAAACUGUCUGGCAAUGCAAAGGCCAACUUUGUAUUUAAUGAUAAGGAGAUUUUUAAUGGCGAGAAAUACAAAAUGAAGAUGGACCAGAAGACAGGGCUUGUUGAAAUGAUUAUGGAUAAACUUGAGGACAAGGAUGAAGGAACUUAUACUUUCCAGCUUCAGGAUGGAAAAGCAACCAACCAAUCCAGCCUUGUCCUCAUUGGUGAUGUGUUCAAGAAGCUGCAGAAUGAAGCAGAUUUCCAGAAAAAAGAGUGGCACAGAAAACAAGGUCCUCAUUUUGUGGAUAAACUGGGAUGGGAAGUUACCAGUGAUUGCAAUGUGCUGUUGAAAUGUAAGGUGGCUAAUAUUAAGAAGGAAACGCACAUUGUAUGGUACAAAGAUGACAGGGAGAUAAUGGUAGAUGAAGAACAUGACUUUAAAGAUGGUGUAUGUACUCUGCUGAUAUCAGAGUUUUCUAAGAAAGAUGCUGGAACUUAUGAAGUCAUAUUAAAGGAUGACAGAGGAAAGGACUCAAGUGAACUAAAGCUCACGAAUGCAGCUUUUGCGGAUCUGAUGAAUGAAGUAUGCAGAAGGAUUGCUUUAUCUGCAACAGACCUGAAAAUCCAGAGCACAGCUGAGGGUAUUAGACUGUACUCCUUUGUUAAUUAUUAUGUGGAAGAUCUGAGAGUAGGCUGGAUGCACAAUGAUGCCCAGAUUAGAUUUACAGAUAGGGUUAAGACUGGUAUCACUGGGGAACAGAUCUGGUUGCAGAUCAAUGAGCCAACUCCACAAGACAAAGGCAAAUAUACAAUGGAACUCUUUGAUGGUAAAACAGGACACAAAAAGACAGUGGAUCUUUCUGGACAAGCAUUUGAUGAAGCCUUUGCUGAAUUCCAGAGAUUAAAGCAAGCUGCAAUUGCAGAAAAAAAUCGUGCACGGGUACUUGGAGGUUUGCCCGAUGUUGUCACCAUCCAGGAAGGCAAGGCGCUUAAUCUUUCUUGCACAGUGUGGGGAGAUCCUACCCCAGAGGUCUCAUGGCUGAAGAAUGAAAAAUCGUUUGUAUCAGAUGCUAAUUGCAUCCUGAAAUUUGAAUCUGGAAAAAAUGUCAGCUUUACCAUUUCUGCUGUGUCCACACUCGACUCUGGAAAAUACAGCAUUGUGGUGAAGAACAAGUACGGCACAGAGACCAGCGAUGUCACUGUGAUUGUGAUUUCUAUGUCAGGACAGACUGACAUGGCUAAGCACGCUGCUAGUGCCCAAGGACAUAAUCAAAAUAGUAUAACUGUAGCGAAAAAGAAAAAAACAACUACAAGAAACAAACAGGAGAAAGAAGAGCAAAAGAAAGAUUUUAUUAAGCCACAUGUAGAAGAAAUUAUUACUACAGAAGAGACACCUGAUCCAAAUGAAAUCUGUACAGUGGAAACAGAAAAGGACACAGAAAACAACCAAAGAAAACAAGCUGCAAAGGAGACUGAUGGGAAGACUACAGUAGCAGAGGUCAUUCUUUAGCCCACAGAAAGCUUGGAUAGGUGGGGAAAGAAACACUGGAAAAAGAGCCUUAAGUAAAAUUAUGCAGUUCUUGAAUGAAAAAUAUGAUCUUGUUAUGAUCUGGAUAAUAAGUUCAAGAUGGAGUUUCACAAGUAGUAAACUAGCCAUAUUAUUUCAACAUAAAAAUUUUAGUGUUUUUUAUAACAUUUGUAAUAGCUUCACAACUUCAAAUAUGUAGUAGCUGUGCAUUUAUGUCUUGGAUUAACUUUAUUGCAUUCAUUUACAAGUGUCCUGAUAAUUACCCAUAUAUUGAAAUGUGAUUUUAGUUACUAACAAAAUCUCUAUGAGAAGCAGAGGUUAUUAGAACAAAUCUUGUCAAGAACUGACAUAUUUACUAGUCUGUAAAAAAUGUUGAUAUAAUUUACUUAAGUGGAUCUGAUCAUCAAUGUAUGUAGGUCAUCACAUUUUGAGGCAGACCUCCCUUAUUUUUGCAAGGAGACCAUACAUACAGUUCUCUUAAUGCCAUGUGGGCUGCACUUUUCACCAUGACCAAUGUGGUCACAGGGAAGACCUCCAGAACAGCACCAUCUCCUCUGGGUGUGGGGAGCCACACAGGUGGCCCACACUGGUGAUCCAGGUUUGUUUCAUACACACUUGCUUGCAGCAGAUCAGAUUGGGCUGAUGUCUGGCCAUUUCUUAUCUCCAAGACUCACUUGACUACAGUUCAGCCCGUUCAACUUCAUCAAUCCCCUCCUAGCCUUGGUGAGGUACUGUGGAUACAGCGCUAAUCCACAAAGCAUCAGUUGGCCCAAAUGCUCAUUUCUCUAAGUCCCUUUUGCUACAGCAGUCAUAUUUCUGCUUUCAAGACGUCUCCAACCCAUCAUCCUUCUUCCCUCAGUGACUCAGCCCAUCACUGAAACAACCACCCCCUCACUGGGGCCAGGCCCACUUCAUGGUCUGUGUGAGCAAGGACUACAUAUAAGCCAAGAAUCUCUGUUUUAAGUCAUUACUGUGUUCAUUCACAUGUUUAUAAACUGCAGAUAUACUAAAAUAAAACUUAUCUGUGAAUACUUAGAUAUCCUAGUAGAAGCACAGUUCAAACUGGAAAACAGAUAGAUAAAAAUAAAGGUCAGAAUUUCUUUUGAUAAUAUGCAAGCCAAGCUCAACUUUUAAGUAACUGAAAAUUGUUAAAUAUAGAAAAUAAAAAUAAGACAAUUAUCAGGAAAUUAUUUUUAUUGAUUUCAGCUCUUAGAAGGAUCAGUCAUAUCAUACUUUUUUUUUUCAGAUGGAUUACUGACAAAAGAUUACUAAUUUCAGCUGGUAUUUCCAGAGUGUUAGAGCUACGGCAAAGGUGGAAACACUGAAAACACAAGAAUGAUCAGUUUCUAAUCCAUCUUUAUAGAAUUGCUAGCAUGAGAAAAAGAAUCUUAACAACAUUUAAAUGUGCAGCGCCUGAGACACUGACACUCCCGAUGGAAAGAAAAACAUUUCUUUCAAUAAAGCUCUAUUCAACUCUUAAAAGUCAAUAGAAAGGUUCAUGCUGCCCAAAAUGCUAGUUAGAUUGCCUGUGUGGAAGCAAUUAGAGUAAUAACAUUUCUGUAAACAACAUGAAGGAUUUAAAUAAUUUGGAUGGUCCAUUCUGGGUGACAGAAAGAUGUAAGAUGUGAUAGAGAAAAAAUAUGCAAACCAAAACAUUGACAGCUACACACAAAAAAUGGUCAGAGAAACUUAAAAUAUGGACUGAAUACAACUCAAAUCAUGUUACCAUCCUGCCUUGUGUUUAACACGUAGAGCUUAAUUCCACAUUACAGUAUUUUUGUUUGACAUUUAUGCAGCACAGUUCAAAUUAGUAGAAAACUGGCGUAGCUCAGCAGUGAACUAUACAGUUGUAGAUCCCAUAGAGAAACACAGAGAGAGGUGUUUCCAUACUAGGAGAUAUUUUAAAGAGAACCUAAAUGCAUAUAGGUUCUCACACAACUAUAACAGCAAAUGCUAAAUAUCCACAGAUGCGUGAUUACAUCAUUCUGCCAGAGUUCGUCUGUCCUUUUGAACGUCACAAAGCUGCAGGUUGUGCCAUGUAACUCUUAACCUCGCUUUGCCAUGGUAAUUAUUUCAACCUGCCUAACAUCUUUAAAAAUCCGUCAUUUCUUACAGCUCCUUAGGGUCUGCCUCUAUCUGGUACAGACAUCAAUGGCAGCGUGUAAAUUAUAAAUAGAAUAGAUAUUACCAUUGACAGCCUGAUCCAGUUCCUGCAAAAUGCCAUAGGUGUCUUUUCAUUGGUUUUAACAGAAGCUAAAUAGGAUCUUAGAAGAACAUUAUAAAAGUGUCCCAAAAUUCAGAUUGCUUGCAAAGCCCACUCUGCUACCAGUGAAGUCAAUGGUGGACUUCUUUUUGCUUGUCAUUGAAGUGGAAUUGGGUUUUAUGUUUUUGUUGUAAGAAAAAUCACUACUUUUCUGAUAGUUCUAUUAAAACCUGCUGUAAACUCUCUUUUUAAUUUAAUUUAAAAUGCAUUAUCUUUUUUUCUGUUAAAUUGGGAUGGUUCCUCAAAAGGCUAAAAAUAAACUGUCAACAGUAUUGUUCUACUGGGAACUACUUGUUAGCCAGAAAUCUAGAGUGUUAUGCAUGGUAAAUGAAAUACACAAGUAAGUAUAGUAAAGAUAAAAAAAAUACUUCAAAAUUCUCAGUUUGGUUAUCUAAGCUGGAGUUGUUCACAAAUGUACAACAAAAAUGUUGAAAAAUAAUAUUAACAGAAUUGUUGAGUAUAUUGAAGUUGACCAUGUUACCAUGUCUGAAUAAAUUGUUUCUUGCAAUCUA
Messenger RNA from Rhea pennata, 8307 nucleotides. RefSeq names its product myomesin 1 (gene MYOM1). The coding region runs from base 178 to 5514 and encodes 1778 amino acids. The record is from RefSeq and is a predicted model, not a curated record. NCBI's taxonomy places the organism in Eukaryota, Metazoa, Chordata, Aves, Rheiformes, Rheidae. Gene Ontology annotation, molecular function: kinase binding. The transcript is spliced from 40 exons.